This is a messenger RNA of Theobroma cacao (cacao), 2732 nucleotides long. RefSeq names its product auxin response factor 10 (gene ARF10). Lineage: Eukaryota; Viridiplantae; Streptophyta; Magnoliopsida; Malvales; Malvaceae. The record is from RefSeq and is a predicted model, not a curated record. Gene Ontology annotation, molecular function: DNA binding. Gene Ontology annotation, biological process: response to hormone; regulation of DNA-templated transcription. Gene Ontology annotation, cellular component: nucleus.
GUUGUUUGUUUUUUGUUUGUUUUUUUUAACCAAAAAGGUGAGAGAUUUUUCAUUAAUGUCCUAAAAUUUAAUGAACUGGGUUUACUUUUCAGUUGUUGUUUCAUUUUAACUUCUUUCCUUCAUGUCUCAAACUUAAAUUCAUUGCCAAUUCUUGGUUCGUUCACAGCAUUAACUCAGAAGUUCUAGAUUUUCAAAUCUUCAAAGUUUCUUGUUUUUUGUUUUUUCUCUUCUGUCCCCAAAAGAAAAAAUUUUCCCAACUUCAAAGGCCGAUCAGAAGAGACCACCCCAAAGAAAUGAAGGAGCCAGAAAAGAGCUUGGAUCCACAGCUAUGGCAUGCUUGUGCUGGAUCCAUGGUUCAAAUCCCACCAGUGAACUCCAAAGUCUUCUACUUUCCUCAAGGCCAUGCUGAGCACUCUCUCUCCUCGGUGGAUUUCUCGUCUUCUCCUCAAAUACCGGCUUUUGUUAUCUGCCGGGUGGCUUCUGUCAAAUUCUUGGCUGAUACUGAAACUGAUGAAGUUUAUGCCAAGAUCAUGCUUAUACCAUUGUCAAACAGUGAGCUUGAUCUUGAGGAGGAUGCCGUUUUAGGUGGUGGCUCUAAUGGGUCUGAUAAUGUCGAAAAGCCUGCUUCUUUUGCUAAGACAUUGACUCAGUCUGAUGCAAACAAUGGGGGUGGUUUUUCUGUUCCAAGAUAUUGUGCUGAAACCAUUUUUCCAAGAUUGGAUUACACUGCGGAUCCUCCUGUUCAAACUGUUAUAGCCAAGGAUGUUCAUGGUGAGAUUUGGAAGUUUAGGCAUAUCUAUAGGGGGACUCCUAGGAGACAUCUGUUGACUACCGGCUGGAGUACUUUUGUAAACCAGAAAAAACUUGUUGCUGGGGACUCAAUUGUGUUCUUGAGAGCCGAAAAUGGUGAUCUUUGUGUUGGUAUUAGGCGAGCAAAGCGUGGGAUUGGAAAUGGACCUGAGUCUGGUACUCCAGGUUGGAAUUCGGGUCUUGGAAAUGGAAAUUGUGUUGGUCCUUAUGGAGGGUUUUCAGCUUUCCUGAGGGAGGACGAGAGUAAGAUAAUGCGAAAUGGAAAUUUGGGUUGUGGUGGGAAUUUGAGAGGAAAGGGAAAAGUGAGGCCAGAGGCUGUCUUGGAGGCUGUGGCGCUUGCUGCUGGUGGCCAGCCAUUUGAGGUUAUUUAUUACCCUAGAGCAAGCACACCGGAGUUUUGUGUCAAGGCAUCUGGAGUAAAGGCGGCAAUGAGGAUUCAUUGGUGUUCCGGGAUGAGGUUCAAGAUGGCUUUUGAGACUGAGGAUUCUUCUAGGAUCAGCUGGUUCAUGGGGACUGUAUCUUCUGUUCAAGUUGCUGAUCCCAUCCGAUGGCCUAAUUCGCCAUGGCGGCUUCUCCAGGUGACAUGGGAUGAACCAGAUUUGCUGCAAAAUGUUAAGCGUGUGAGUCCCUGGUUGGUUGAAUUGGUAUCUAACAUGCCUGCCAUCCACCUGUCACCCUUCUCCCCACCGAGAAAGAAGUUGCGGCUCCCCCAACACCUUGACUUGCCCCUUGACGGACAAUUUCUGAUGCCAUCGUUUUCAGGCAAUCCCCUUGGGCCAAGCAGCCCUUUACAUUGUUUAUCUGAUAAUGCUCCUGCAGGCAUACAGGGAGCCAGGCAUGCUCAAUUUGGAUUAUCUUUAUCAGAUCUCCAUCUUAAUAAUAAACUGCAGUCAGGACUGUUUCUGUCCAGUUUCCAGCGGUUUGAUCCACACUCUAGAAUUUCUAAUGGCAUCAUGAUGGCAAGGCGCACAAACAGCAAUGAUAAUCUAUCUUGCUUGCUAACGAUGGGGAGUUCUAGUCAGAAGGAGAAAUCUGAUAACGCAAAAAGACACCAGUUUUUACUCUUUGGUCAGCCAAUACUUACUGAGCAGCAGCUCUCUCGAAGCUGUUCAAGUGAAGCUGUCUCUCAAGUUAUUAACGGAAAGAGUUCAGUAGAUGGUAAUGCAGACAAAACCAAAGAUGCUUCUGAUGGUUCGGGUUCUGCUCUUGAGAAUCAAUUUUCUCCAGAGAAGUCAUCUCGUGCUCGAUUUUUGUGGCACCCGGACUAUCGAACCACAGAACCUGGCCUGGAUACUGGUCAUUGCAAGGUAUUCUUGGAGUCAGAGGAUGUGGGACGAACUCUUGACCUGUCAGUUCUUAGUUCUUAUGAAGAGCUAUAUAGAAGGUUGGCCAACAUGUUUGGAAUAGAAAGAUCAGAGAUGUUGGGCCAUGUGCUGUAUCGAGAUGCAACAGGUGCCGUCAAGCAAACUGGAGAUGUACCAUUCAGUGCUUUUAUAAAGACAGCCAAAAGAUUGACAAUAAGGAUGGAUUCAGGCAAUGAUACUGUUGGAAGGUCAUGGCUUACUGGGAUUCGAACUGCUGAAAAUGGACUAGAUGGGCCAAACAAGACAGGUCCCUUGAGCAUAUUUGCAUGAUUCAGAGCCAUUGUCGAUAAAAAAAUGAAACAUGCAUGGAUCUUUCAAGAAUUAAACAGUAUCAAAGACUUUUUAGCUCCUCUUAGGGGAUGUCUAUAUAGGUUUCUUGUCCAAGUAUUUGUAUCCAACAGAACAUCCAUGUCUUUAUAAUCUGCUGAAUGUUUUAUCAGUUUAUGUUGAUGUUGACCAUCACUCCAUCCACUCAAAAGUACAAUUGUAAGGAACUCUGUUUAGCUCUUGUUUCCCACAUAUGCGUCAUAUUGCAAUUGAAGAUUCCCCUCUCUACUA